This is a messenger RNA of Ambispora leptoticha, 512 nucleotides long. The record is from the annotation of a GenBank genome assembly. NCBI's taxonomy places the organism in Eukaryota, Fungi, Glomeromycota, Glomeromycetes, Archaeosporales, Ambisporaceae.
AUUCAUUUACCAUAAUUUCGAAAGAGUCAUUUUCAGAUUUGUCCAAUGAAGAUUUUGCGCCGAAUUCACUUGCCUUGGAAACCGAUGAUUUCUUUUUAAUCUUGUCUAAUGAAAGUUUCACAUCAAAUGCUCCUGACGAGGUUUUAAAAAAUGGAUUUCGCAAUAAAGUAGAUUCAGACGGCUCAUCCAACAAAAAUAAACAAUUCGAAAAUUUAGUUGAGGAUUUAUUCGUUCUUUUUCAUAAGCAAUUUGAUAAACUUGAAGAUAAAAUAAAACUAGGCACUUCUUUGAAAACUCACUAUGAUAAAAAUGCCCAACUACACGCCGAGUUUAGAAGUUAUUUACAGGAUUUGCAAGAUAAUAACAAGUAUAAAACAUUUUUGGGCUUUCUAUAUCAUAAUGGAAUUAUUCUUGAACAAGAUCAUUUAAUGGCAUACAAACUCUAUAAUGAAUGUGCUCAUAAUGAAGAUUCAAGGGCUCAAUGCUUACUCGGCCAUACAGUUAAUUCUUGA